Molecule: messenger RNA, 2067 nt
Organism: Echinococcus granulosus
Lineage: Eukaryota; Metazoa; Platyhelminthes; Cestoda; Cyclophyllidea; Taeniidae
Product: Nicotinamide mononucleotide adenylyltransferase
Exons: 7
Coding region: 1-2067 (688 amino acids)
Biological process (GO): NAD+ biosynthetic process
Molecular function (GO): nicotinamide-nucleotide adenylyltransferase activity; nicotinate-nucleotide adenylyltransferase activity
Source: RefSeq, a predicted model, not a curated record
AUGAACGAGCGUCGCCAGGAUGUUCGUCAGCCUUCGCGCUCGAAUAGUAAUCAGUCUGCAUCCAGCAGCCCCACAUCCCUAGAUACUGUGGUCUUUGCUGCUCCCACCACUGCUACCGUCCCUCCUGCAGCUGACAGCGAACGACGAGCCCGUAGCCUCCCCUCUUCUACCUCUGACUCUAGUGCAAAGUCUGUAUCUGCCGACUACUCAUCUUCCUCUCUCAAUGGCUCUUCCACACACUCUUCCUCCACCACUACCACUAACACUUUAUCUUCGUACGACUCCUCCUCCUACUCAUCUACGGAGAAUACCACCUCUUCCUCUUCUUACUCCUCUUAUUCAUCUUCUACCUCUACAUCGCCGCGCGAUCCUGCAGUCAAAUCGGCAGCGAUGUCUUCCGAGCGGGGCUCACCUAUUCGUUUAAAGCGGCCGAGGGAAUUAAAGCCUGCGGAAGGCGCAUUGUCUGCUCCAUUGGGUAAGGGCGAAAAGGAGGAUGAAGAGGCGUUGGUAGUAGCGGUGGAGAAUGACCCCCUACUACCUCCCCCACCCGUCAAAGUGGAGCGGAGUGAAGGAAGCGGUGAGCUGCCGACGCACCCCUGCGACUGCCGUUGCUACUGUUCUUGGCAUUCGGUAGCUCCUGAGCCGGUGGUCCUCGUCGCGUGCGGAUCAUUCAACCCCAUCACCACUAUGCAUCUUCGUAUGAUGGAGUUAGCACGAGACGCCGUUGAAAAAACAUGGUCAUUUCAGCAGCAGCAUCACCAACAGAAACUGCCUCAGACAGAUGACGGCGAAGGGCUGAGGAAGAAGGGAAAUUCUUUACCCAGUCAGCACCUGCUUAAGCCCCGACGUCAAGUGGUGGUGGUGGGCAUCCUAUCUCCGGUAUCCGACGCUUACGCGAAAGAGGGUCUGGCUUCAGCGGCGUCUCGCUGCCGCCUGGCGCGCCUAGCCUGUGCCACCACUUCUGAUUGGUUGGCUGUGGACUCCUGGGAGGCCUCUCGCACUCAAUGGACACCUACCCGAUGCGUUCUCGAACGUAUCCAGGCGCGCAUGCGCCGAAUUUUUCAACAUCUGGAUGGUGUUGAAGGUGGUGAGUCCGUGGCAGCGGUAGGGACAGAAGCGGCGACCUUCGAUCCGAAUGAUUUCGAGGAUCCGCGGCUUGGCGAAAUCUCGGGUUUGCAGGGAGAGGAUGACAAGACGGCAAAAACGAUGCAUAGUGGCUCUGCGACAAACGCGUGGCUGGCAGCGCACCUGCGCGCCGUCCGUGACGCGGAGGCUGCGGAAGAAGCACAGCCUAGUGGUCGGUGUUGCUGUGGCCGUCGGCAAUAUCCCGCGUCGUUUUCUGCUCCUUCCGCUUUGCUCCCAGUCCGGGUUAAGCUCGUCUGUGGUGCAGAUCUCCUCGAGUCCUUCAACACACCCAAUCUUUGGUCGGAGGACGAUUAUCGAGUGACCACUGUAGAAUUAAUGCUCCAGAUGACUGCAUUAGUACGCGAUUACGGUAUAGUCUGCAUAAGCCGACCCGGUUCUAACGCCGCCCGUCUCCUCUACGAGAUGGACCUUCUUUCUCGCUAUGAGCAAAACGUGAUCCUGGCGACCGAGUGGUGCCAGAACGGGCUAAGUGCCACCUUGGUACGAAGGGCCUUGGCACGGGGCCAGUCGGUGCGCUACCUUGUGCCCGACGCCGCGCUGGAGGAGAUUUACGCACACGGUCUCUAUGGCGCCGCGAGGCCUCCACGUUCGCGACCGAGGCCGUCACCCCGCCUCCUCAUCCUUGUUCCACCUCCGCCCGUAAUCCCUUCACUUUUGCCACCUCAGGUGAAGGAAGAGGAGGAGGAGGAGGAGGAGGAGGCACUGCGUCGUCGUCCUCAGCAUCCCUCCACCUGCACUGCGGAUAAAACGUGGUCCCUUUUUUUCGAACAUGUUCACAUUGUGGAAGUGGUUUUUAAACAACUUGCCAUUGUUAUGAGGGACCUUAUUCUUCAUCCUCUUGCGAAAAUACGGGCUAUGGUCUACAAACUCCGACCUAAUUAUAUGCGCUUGAUCAACAUUGGGAAGUAUUCAGAUCUUUGA